UAGUAUAUUAUACCCCAAAUUCAACCAUUACAAUUAUAUGUAGCAUAUAUAUAUAUAUAUAUAUACACACACACAGUGACUCACUCAUGAUUCCAUGUAUGGCUAACACUCCAAACAAAGCCACCAAAACAAGCUCCUCCGCCGCCGCCUCCUCCCCCUCCCCGACCUCAGGAAAACAUCCAAUAUACCGCGGAAUAAGGUGCCGCAGCGGCAAAUGGGUGUCCGAGAUUCGCCAGCCAAGAAAAACUACACGUAUAUGGCUCGGCACCUAUCCCUCGCCGGAGAUGGCCGCGGCCGCCUACGACGUUGCCGCCCUCGCCCUCAAAGGCGGCCAAGUCCCAUUGAACUUACCGGAUCACGCAGCCUCGUUUCCCAUCCCGGCUUCCUCCUCGCCUCCCGAUAUCCGCCGCGCUGCCGCCGGGGCCGCCGAGCUCAUGCGCCCCAAGGAGGCCGCCGCCGGUGAGGAGACGGCGGCGGAGGAUGCGAAAAUGGUGAGCGAAAUGCAUGCGUAUGUUGAUGAGGAGGAGUUGUUUUACAUGCCUAAUUUGCUUGUGGAUAUGGCGGAGGGGAUGCUGGUUAGCCCGCCUCGGUUGGAGACGUCGCCACCGCCGGAAGAGUGGCCGGAGAUUUUCGGCAGUGAUGGCUUGUGGAGCCACUUUUAGUAUAUAUAGGGAAAAAUGAAAUUGAAAAAAAAGAAGAUAAUUUUGCAUGCAUAAUUUGAUUUUGGAGGAUACGUUGAAUAGUGCAUGAUUAGAGAUUAUAUUUUAUUAAAAUUGAUAGGGUAUUAUAUUUAGGGUUGCAUAUCAACAACAAAGUAGAGCAAUUUCAAUUCCAAACCCUGAA
Molecule: messenger RNA, 843 nt
Organism: Salvia splendens (bonfire salvia)
Lineage: Eukaryota; Viridiplantae; Streptophyta; Magnoliopsida; Lamiales; Lamiaceae
Product: ethylene-responsive transcription factor ERF026
Exons: 1
Coding region: 87-662 (191 amino acids)
Biological process (GO): regulation of DNA-templated transcription
Molecular function (GO): DNA-binding transcription factor activity; DNA binding
Source: RefSeq, a predicted model, not a curated record